GGUGGAUGGUUUAAGGCCAACUCUCGCACUGCUAGGUAGAAGUUUAUAUGAUAAUCGAAGCACUGUGGUAGCUAUAUAGCGGAGUAGGAUAGUUGAAGACCGACAGUAUUGAACAUGUGGCAAGAGGGGAGUGACGUAUUUGUUCGCUAGUGUUUAAGCAUGUGCUAGUGUGUUCAUUUCUUUUUGCUGGAUUAUAAUUUACAUUAGCAACAAAGGAAUAACUAAUAAAACUUAUUAAAAAUAGUGACAAUUGGAUUUUAACACCUAACAUCAAAAUUUGAAAAUCAAAGACCAAAGAAUAAACCAGAGAAAACUACAAUAGCAGCCGUGCCAACAACAACAUAAGCAACCAACUUGGGAACAAUAACAGCAGCAUACCAAAGGAACCAUCUUACCUAUUGUACCUCUUUUACUCCAAGUAAGAACAACUGCAGCCAAAUCACCAGCAACAUUACGGUCUGAAACGUCCCACAGACAAGCACCACCAUUCAGCGUGAAGGCCCCAUCAGAUAACAUCAACCCAGCUCUUGCGUGGUCCAGAUGGAUGUGUCUAUAGGCAUCAAGUGCGAACCUUCGAGUCCUCUUACUCUUAGCCAUUGCUCCCAACCCAACUUUGACGAAGGAUUCGGGCGCGACUUGUUCAGUGACUAUACAGGCAAUGACGACCUGGGUUCCGACAGAUCCUUUCCCGAUGAUAGUUUAGAUAAUGGAUUUGACAGUGGGGAUCUCUCCCCAACCAGUUUAGAUGACAGCAAGUUGGACUUCGGUAGUCACGUGUUCAACUAUGGUAUUGACAGUAUUGACGUGGACUCCGGUUACACCGGAGACAGCGGCGAGAGCAGCGGAGAGGUUUCCCCGUGUAGUGUAGAGAACAACCACCAUCAGUACUCCAAGGUGGAAUACUGCUCGAGUACAAACUAUGAUAAUGACGUGAGUGAAGGACAGAAGAAACUGUGUCUAGUGUGUGGGGAUAUAGCCUCAGGUUUUCACUAUGGCGUCUCGUCGUGUGAGGCGUGCAAGGCUUUCUUCAAACGAACUAUACAAGGGAACAUCGACUACUCCUGUCCAGCCAAUGGUGAUUGCGAAAUAACAAAACGUCGGAGAAAGGCUUGCCAGGCGUGCAGAUUUCAAAAAUGCCUCUUUGUAGGAAUGCUCAGGGAAGGUGUGCGUCUGGAUCGUGUUCGUGGUGGCAGACAGAAGUACAAGCGCUCGCCUGACAGCUACCCUUAUGUCCAACAGAUCUUUCCCAUCGUGAAGAAACAGUGUUUAGACAAUGCCAUCAACAACCACUCAUAUAGCACGAAACGUUAUGUUUCAGUUGUGGACAACAAAAUUCUCCAACAGUUGGUCAGCAUAGAAGGACAGCUUGAGAAACUGUACGCGCGGGCGGACCCAAGCGUUCGUGACGAUGAGUGCAAAUUUCUAACAGUUUUGUCUGACCUCGCCGACCGAGAACUUGUCAUUACAAUCAGCUGGGCCAAACAGGUUCCAGGUUUCGCCAGCCUGAGCCUUUCGGAUCAGAUGAAUCUCCUGCAGCACUCCUGGCUAGAGAUAAACCUUCUUAACCUUGUGUAUAGGUCCAGUCCUUACCACGGCAUCCUCAGGAUUGCAGAAGACUACAAGCUGACGUCAGAGCAGGCGGAGAAAUAUGGGUGUUCCCGCGAGCUUGACACUCUCACCAGGAAGAUGUGCAAGAAAUUCACGAGUCUAAACAUCACGCGUGAGGAGUACCUUCUUCUCAAGAGUAUCAUUCUCUUUAACAUUGAUGUAGUAACAGAGCGCAGUGAUGCAGGCAAGUCGAUUCAGGAGAAGCUUCAUGAGUCUCUCACCGAUUACGUCAAGUCUCGCAGCAAUGGCGGGCUGAAACGUGUUGGCCAACUGUACCUUCUCUUGCCAGCAAUGACCCACCUGAAACUUCUCGCCAAGCAGUACUGGUUUGAUGUGAAAAAGAGUGGGAAAAUCAUGAUGCACAAACUGUUUCUUGAAAUGCUCGAAGCGGACAGCUGAUGUCAGCUUAUCAGCUAGAUCUGUGCUAUUGAUUGUUGGGACUUCAGACUUCAUUACCUUGAGUGCCAGUUGUGAGCAAAAGGGGCUCUUCUCCCUAUAUGUGAACUUGAAAAGUGCGAGUUAUACUACAACCUUACAAAAUGUUACUAUGCUACAAGAAAAAAUCUUCAGUUAUAAGCUUUUAAUUAGAAAUUUGAUUUUGUAGAAUCAAGUGUCAAUGUAAUAAUCUCUAGUAGGCGAAUUCAGGAAUUGAAAUAAUUCAAUGUUACAGAAAUUGUUUCAACGAUGAGGAAUACAUAUACAAUUCCUGGUUGCACUCAGAUAUAGGAAACUAUUGCACUAACAAGAUAUCUCAUGAGGUCGAAGCAGGGCUUGUUUUAUCACAGCGGUGCUCAAGUUGUAUAUUUCAUCGCUCAUUGCUUGUGGCAGUCUUCGCAGGACGACGCAGGCUCAGCCAACGAGAUCAUGCACGUAAUUUCAAGGAUCUCAGCUCAUCGCUCAUCAUGUAUAUCAAAGGACGCUUGAUACAAGUGCGUGAAAUUCAAAUACUACAAACUUUUACCGUGGGCGGUUUCAAACCUUACAAUGUGUAUAUCUUAGUUUAGAAGGUGUAUCGAAAUGCCACCCGCGGCAGGGUUUUUUGUAUCAUUUUCCCCAUGCCGGUAGAUUAGUAGAAACGUUUUCUAGUGUGAUAUUUUUGAAGUUCAACAUGAACUCUAGAUUAGUGUGAUAUUUCUCAUUACAGAGCCAUAUCAUCGUAAUCAUACGUCCAUUUCUUCGAUUCCACUCCCCACACACACUCAGAUCCCAUAAACCAUUUCAACUUUGACAUUUUAGGGCAACUUAUUAAAAAUCUCUGAUAUUUAUUUUACUCUUAGGUUCCUUUAUUAUAUAUAGUCCGCACUUAAGUUCAAAGUUCAAAACAAAAUGUCUAACAUACAUGCGUGAAAUCUUGCCUACAUUGAAAGAGAUGAAAAUACCCACAUGCUUUGGGCAAACCGGGGCUUUGAAAAAAAUCAUUUAUAUUUGGGCUUUUGGCUUAUAAUCUCAUUCUUAUAGGAAUUCAAAGUAUUCAGACUUGUUCCUGAUACUUUUGAGAUUUAUGAAACUAAGAUUGAAAUCCAGUGUCAAAAUUACAUAACAAGGCACAUUUCAUGAUUGGUUAAGCAUUCAUUUUGUAGUGCACUCGUAGAUUUCACUGUAAGAAUUUGUAGUGCACUUAUAAAUGACGUAAAAAUUAUGUAGUGCACUAGUCAAUGACAAUGUAGAAAACAGACAAUAUUAUCUGUAUUGAAAGAAACAAUGCUAUCCUUUUUUCUAUGCAACCUCUAGUUUAUUUAUAAUGUUAUGUAAUUGGUCCAAGACCAUUAGUUUAAAAUAUCAAUAGUUCAACUUUCAUUAUCACUGCAUGCAACAUUAAUUUACAUGGUUUGAACAAAUAUGGAUAUUUAUAUUAUUAGUUUGUGUUUUUAAUGCAUGUAUUUGUAAAUAUCAAAAUGAAUUGCCGUAUCUAUUGAAUCAAAGCUUAAACAUUUAACUGCUUAUGGUUAUAUUAAUCAAAGUAGAUUAUUAGAGUUUAAGAUUUGCACUUAUUCAAUAAAUGCUGCAUUAUUCAUGAAAUGCCGUGUCCACAAAAAAAAGCUUAGAAAAUAAAAUGUAUGAAUGAGUCAUAUGGGGAAGACGGGGUAAGCAUGAAAUCUGUUGUUUAUAUACCUGUAUUUAUAUGCCUACCAAUCAAACUGGUUAUAUGUAAUAAACUUACUUAUGCAAAAAAAAUAUGUUACAAAAAAUAGAAAAAAAAAUACAAAAUGGAAAAUUGUUAUAAAAAGUAAAACACUUAAAAACUGGUCUCAAUAAUAUUUGUUACAAUACCAUUUGGAAAUGUGUUACCAAAUCCUUACCACAGCAUUAAUUAUUUUGUUGUUCAUAAACUAGCAAUAACAUUCAAUUAUGUAAUUAAUUAUUAAUUAAUGUAUUGUACCUAAUAUUUUUGAUGACCAAACAAAAAAAUUAUAAAACGUGUGAAAAAAAAAUAAAUACAAAAAAAUUGCAAAACGAAAAAAACAAACAAAAAAAAUAUUAAAAUUAGAGGAAGAAAAUCAUAAAAAAAAAUAUAAAAAGUUGAAAAAAUAUAUAUAAAAAAAAUAGUAUAUUUUAUCAGUAAAAUUAAAAAAAAAUACAAAAAAAAGUAAAAAAUCCCUCGGACAUACGGCGACUUGUUCAUGUACAACUCAUUAAUCUGGUUCAUUCCCAUAUCCAAGAUAAUGUGUGAUAUAGGUGUUUAUUGUCCUGUAUUCAUGUUUAGUCACCUUUUUUGUUGUUUUUAGUUAUUGAUAUAAUGUUUUAGUGACUUUUUUCGAAAACAGCUGUAUCAAAUUGGUGCAAUGUUGGGAAUAAUAUAAUCUAUAACUUUGUUUUUAGAGCAAGUUAAUGAUAUACUACCACAAUGUGCUUAAGCAUGCCUUGUAUGUAUCUAUUUAUAAUGUACACAAUGGCUGCAUCUUUUCAAUGAACCUAUGGUAUUUUUUUCUCAAAAGAUAUUUUGAAGUAGUAAUACAUCCAUUUAAAAAAGAUUUGCCAGUACUACAAAGAUUGGGUGAUUUGGGCAGUUCAUUUGUGACAUUGAUGUUAUAAUUAAUGGAAAUUGUUGAUUUUAAGAUGUGUUAUUGAAGGGGGGCUCCAUUAUGUACAAUAUACUAUUAAAAUAAUACAGCAAGAAACGCUAAUGAAAGUUGGUACAUUAGAUAAAUACUGUAAAUGCUUAUAAGUAACCAUUUUACAAGUUAGAUAUGCCUGAAACGCUGUCAGUUUUGGCACAGCUGUUUUCCAAUUUGCUUCACUUUGUAUACUGUAUAAGGUCCCCUUAUAGAUAGAUUGACAUUGUUUUCCCUGUGCUAUGAGAAUUACUAUUUACUAAGGUGAUUAUAUAUUCUGUUACAGUGACAGGCGGGUGAUAAUAUAUUUCCUUCCAUGUUGCUGCGUUAGGGUAACAGGUCGUCUUUCAGUUACAUGUAUAAUUAUUGUUUCAAUAUUCCCAGUUGUUAAAUUAUAAAAAGUUGUAUCUAGAUACCAAUUGUCAGGAACAAAGUUUAAAGCAGUCAACAGAAGGCAUACAAGUCUUACUUGAUCAAGUUUUCUGGGGAUUUUCUUUUAAUUGAGGGGAUUCAAAAUGUCUUAAGAACCUACCAAAGUCCUGUUAAGAUGUGGAGUUCUGCAUUGACCUCUCAUUUUUUAUGGUAAAUUUGUAAAGUUACUUUAAACAAUACAUUCUUUAGUCACCCUUUAAUUUUCAAAUAAUAUGCUAACUGAGUGUAACUCAGUGACAAAUAAUACUGUAAUCUAACCAUUCCUUGUAAGCUCUACUGGCCAAGGGCCAAACGAGCUUAUGCCAUGGCGUGGUGUACGUCGUCCAUGCUUCAGUGAACAAUUGCUUGUACAGUGUUCAGUUUGAAUACAGCAACCUAUACAGUAGUUAGCAAUCCAUGAGAGCCCAGUCCCAUUCUUACAUGACUGGAAUAAGGCCCUUGAAAUGCUGCAGCCCUAGUAGCAUUUAUGUAUUAUUGUAGUAGUUCUUUCCCUUUGCCCUUUAUGAAACAUAUGGUUCACUGAUUGCUUCCCUUUGAAUGUAAGUAGUAUAUAACCAAAAAUUCAUGCCAGUAGAGCAUAGGCCCUUGUUGGCAUUUUCUUUUUAAGUAAUAUCACAUAAUUGGCUCUUAGGCUAUAAAACUGUUAUUGCUUGAAAUACAGUACUAUAUAUUUUGCUAAAUGAAUUGUGUGUGGCUGAUGCCGAACUCCCAUUUCUUAUGUGGCCUUUUCUAAUGUUUACCUUUUGUGUUUAGGUACCAAGAGACAUUCACAUUAUAAGUUAUUUAUUCACAUUGUAAAUAUCAUUAAGAUAUUGCAUUUUAUUUAACGUAUAUACAUGUAGUUUGACACAUGUUGUAAAUAUUUUUUGUACUGAUUUAACGUUUUGUUGCCGUUACAUUAAACUUUACAAGUGUUAAAGUAGGUAGAUUAGAUUUUAAAACGACAUGUGUUGUUUAAUGUAUACUUGAUAUGUGUAUACAAUGUGUGUUGUUAAUGUAUACUCAAUAUGUGUAUACACAUAAGGGAAGGGCGUGUAAAUCAACACGAUAUUACAAGGUCCUGGUCACCAUGUAAACAGUUUACAUUAUGUAUAAACCUAACCCUAAGGACCAGUUUAGGUGUGUUAUGGUAAUAUAUCAAAUUUGAGGCUAUCAUCCUCACGUUUGCCUGGCGUUUUAUUAUGAUUUGACCUAGCUAGAUUACCAUAUCCCUUUCCAAUACCCUACAAAUUAAUACCCUACAAAUUACUAUUAACUUAUAUAAGUUAAAAAGAAUAAAUCACUUUGACAGUUAUUGAAAUAAGAUUUAAUCAACAUCUUGGUUUUUUUUUGGUAUUUGUAUUUUAGAUAUGAUAGUUUGAAAUCACCAAGGAAACAUAGGGCAUUUGCACAUCUGUCUUAGCUUUUAGUUGAGUACAAUUCUAAGCCUGGUGUUUAAGAUAAUGGGUUACAUUCUUGCUAACCACCAAUGAAUAUUUGAUUGUUUGAUAUAACAUGUAGUUCUAAACACAAUGGUGCCAUCUUGUCAUUGAGCGUUCGAUGAAAUAUCGGGUCUUAUAAUGGCGAAAUAUUGUGUGUACAACAAUAUAUCAAGAGUGCAAAGUAUAAAGUGUACAACGAAAUAUCAAGCGUACGACAAAUUAUCAAGUGUUAAACAGAAGAUAAAUCAUAGAACAAAAUACCAAGUUUAUGACAAUAUCGAGCAUACGAAAAAAAUCGUAUGAUCACACAUUUCAGUUGAAAAUUACGUUUAGGUCAUAAAUUGAAUUUGAAUGAGUUACUUACAAAUUCAAACUAGCUCUGUCGUACCUGACCAAUCUAACAAUUUCUUUGGACAAAGGAAAUAUAACUACAAAGGUAUACCGAUUCGAAAAAAUGAUAAUUCGAAAAGCCCAUUAAUAAGAUGGUCCAAUUGUGUAUUUAUAGAAGUGAUUUCCAGUGUAUCUGAUCUGUGAUUUGAAUUGAAAGUGCUAAAAGUAGCUACAAAAAGCAUUGCCCAUUCCAAGCUUAAAGUUCGUAGAAACUUCGUAAAAUUUAUGAUGGUGCCAAAAAUUAUAAGAAAUUAAAAAUGAAAGGAGUAGCUUUAAAAGUGAGUUUGCAAAUUAAAGACAGCAUUUUUUUUUUUUUUUAUAUUUGCAAAUACAUUCCAAGUUUGAGCGAUGUUAUGGGUUCUGCUAAUUUGUAACUGCUUUAUAACAAGUGUGCUAGGUUAAAACAGGGGAUAUAUAGAAGUAUUGUUUUCUUACCAAAUGUUUUGUAGAUAAAUAAUAUAACCUUCCAAAUUUAAUCCAAUACUUCACUCUUUGUUUUCAUACUCAGAUUUGUGAGAGCAAAAAACAUCCGUACUUUGGUAUUUUCUGUUACCAAUACAGUAUAUUCAUAGUUUAUUAGUCAUAUCUGUUAACUUGUGUUUAUGUAUUACAAUUAUUGACUGUGGUAUUUAAGUUUGCUCAGAUUUACAUACACGUAAUGUUUAUGUCAUACUCAAACGUAGAUUUUUAGCUCAUCCGUUUUUCGAAGAAAAAGGUUGAGGUAUUGUCAUACUUCUUGGUGUUGGUGUCGGCGUUGUCAUUGUUGGGCACAAAUCUCAACAUUGGCCAUAACUCAAAAUGGGUUAAAGAUAUUCAGAUCAAACUUGGUACAUAUGUUGCCAGAGACAAUACAAACAUGUAUAGCAAGGUCCGUAACUCUUGCUUUAAUCAUUGUUCAGUUGUGCCCCUUUUUCAACUAUAAAUAAUAGACGAGUGUCGGGUUUGCUUAGCUGAACCCUUGUUGCUUAGUUUAUUUCAGAAGCAUUUAUUUUAUGUUCUUAUAAUGAUUAUUCAAUCAAUUAAGAUUUAUUCAAUAGUAGCAUUAUUUAUCUGUUGCCUAAUCUUACCUAAGUGUCAGCCUUUCAAACUGAUUUGUAUAAUUCGGCGGAUCCUUACAUGGUUAUUGAAAAAAUAUAAAAGAAAACAAAUAUAUUAAAAUUACUGAUUUUAUAUCUGUGUAUUAUUGUGAUAAUUUAAAAAUUGAUCUGAAUGUAUAUGAACUCUUCUCUUAAAACAUGCUCUUUAUUUGAACAAAUUCAAUCAACACACAUAUACAUUUUAAUAUCAGAAGAUAUACAUUUAAAAACCAAAAAAGAAUAGUAAAAAAAAUGUACAAAGACGCAGCAUUUCCUAUCAAAGCCAAAUUUGAAAUUUAAUGGAUUCUCAUAGAUAAAAAUGCUUUAUGUUCUGGCUGUAUGUUUGGCCAAGUAAUUUGAUGAUUACUUAAGUUUAUUGUCUUAGAACAUGUUAUUUAAUUGCUCUUGAAUUAUAUAUGUGUACACUUAAAAUAUUUUGACAUGGUUGAUAGGUAUGCAAGGCAGCACUAUCCAAAUACUUUGUUUUUAAUGGUCUUGCCUAGUUUCUAGUCUUUACAUACUGUUAAAUACCUUGGCUUUGCAGCUUUCUAACUUUGAUGAAAUACAAUAAAAUUAGAAGAAGUAUAAAGUCCAAACAAACAGACAUUUGAUAAAAGUUGUAUUACAAGAUUGAAUAUGUUCCGACAUAAAAUACUGAAGUAUUAUUAGAUUAUGAAAGUCAGAUGCCGUAGAACCAGGCCAGAAAUAGCUCAUAAGAAAUUCAUAUUGUUGUAGGAAUUGAUAAUGUAAAAGAAAUGAACAUUUUAUAUUAAGUUAUGCGAUCAAUGAACAUUUUUGUACACAUUCAUAUAGUGAAGUUUACACUGGGCAUUUUAACUUGUACCAUUGUACAUGUAUGUAGUCUUUGCUUCAUAUGAAUUUAUCAAUGAUCACAUUUUACAUAAACAUGUGUCAAAUACAGUUAGUUCAUGUGAGAUGAUAUUAUGUCAUGUAAUUUAUUUAAGACUGUCUACUGAGAGACAUGUAAGCUUGGAUGCCAAUGUAUGUGUUCAGAUCUUAUCACAGGCAGUAUUUUGUACAUUUGAGAUGGCAUUUUCUGUUCCAUUCGUUAUGGUCAUCACCUGGUAUUGAGUACUGAGGCUAACCUUAAAAAAUUGUGGGUUUCUAGUGGCCCGAGUUUGAUACUUUAAUACCAAGAUAACAGCAUAUAAGGUCAAAACUGAUUUGCUGACUCCAGUUUUAAUGGAAGUUUUUCAGUGUUGAACUUUUGCUCGCUACUUCAAACCUCAAUUUUUAAAGUUGGCCUGACAGAACAGUUUCCAUAUGCCAUUGAUUUGUUGCCAUCUUGUUUUACCUUGGUGCAAAUGAACAGUUCCAGCUACAAUAUAGGCAGCUAUUUUUGGACUGGUACUAUUUAUAUAUUCAAAUUCCAUAGCAACAGUGCAGUGGUGUGUGGUUCCCUAGCAACCAUAUUAUUUCCCAUAGCAACCAACCAUUCCUCCCCCAUGUUCUCAUUCCGGAUCUCUGCUCCUGAGACAUUGCCAUUGUAGAUGUGAUAGCUAAUUCAGGCCCCUUUUCUCCCUGUUUUAACAAGAUUUAAUGUAUUUUUGCUUGAAUUUGUGUCGUGUGAUUGUCUAAAGGAUGAUAGCCAUACUUUGUUUAAUUUUCAUGUAUAUCUUUGGAAUUAUUAUCAGUAAAAGCAUCGCUUGAUUUUAAUGCCAACAACAACUAAAGUCAGCUAUUGCUUUUAUCAACAAGAACAUUGUUUGAUUAUGAUGCCAACAAUAACAAAAGUCAGCUAUUGUUUUAAUAAUUUCUGUUAUUCAACCCUUACCAAUGUAAGAUUAUAAGGAAUUUGUUGCUCAGUUUUUAUUUUUGAACAGACAUUCUGCUAACAUGCUUGUUUUGGGCUUUAAAUAUAUAUAUAUUUUAUUAUUUGGCCUCAGUAUAUUUUGUAGAGCAGCAAUUAAAAUAGUAAUCAAGGUGUUUGUGAGGCACAGAACAGACAACAGAGCCCUCGAGUGUCACGAGCUUUAGUUUGGUGGAGGACCAUUGCUACCAUGGCAACACAGUUGUCAUGGUGAUAAGAGGUCGUCUUGAUCAUGAGCUGUAAUUAGUCAGAAUGGUGAUAUUAAUUGUUAGAAACACUUUUCUGGCCAAGUAUGGCUCAUGAGAUCUUUUUUCUUAUUUAUAUUAAGCCAAACUUAGAGGUAUAUCUUUAUUAUAUUAUGUGGUUAAGAAAGCAGUUUGAUCAAGAUAGAUAUAUGGUUGAUGCUGUUUGCCCUGGUAUAUUGAUAUAGGUUUCUUCAUAUUUUCAUUUAUUAUAGAUUCUGUAACAUUUAUUUGAUUUAUUCAUACAUAAUUUAUUUCUCUUUCUCUGGGCUUUGGCCCUCUGAGGUAGAUUAAACUAGUCAUUAUUUCUAAAUUGUAUAAAAACAGUUUCACUUUCAACUCUAAUUUCUUAUUAUCUCUUGCUCUAAAAUACUUAAAAAACUAUUACAUUUGCUGGUUAGUAACAUGCUCACACUAUUCAUUGAUUCAUUGUUGUUUUUUUGUUACAGUUAAUGCAUUUAUUUAAGUUGCUAUCAGGCGCUUUAUUCACAACACCACUUUGUUACUUUUUUGAUAGUUUAAUUGUUUAUAGAAAAAAUAUUUUUAAAAAGCCAACACCACAUAUUUGUCACAAUAUAUGAUUUUUUAGUUACAAGGAAUAGAUUGUUAGCUUUUAUAACUAGUUUCAAUUUUCCCAUUGAAAAUGGUAUUUGAAAUAAUGUGUUGAAAAUAUUUUUUUAUUGUGGGCAAAUAGUUCUAAUGUGAUACAUUAAAAUGACAACAUUAGGAUAAUUUCAGAAAUAUAUUGUUGCUUAUCUACUGUUCAAAUUAAAUGUUCAAAAACAUUUUUAAAUUUGUCAAGAAUACAAAAAACUUACUGAAACUCUUUUUACAUGAUUCCUAAUAUAUGUCUCUUUUGGGUUAAACUGUAUCACAUUUUGGCUGAUAAAUUGUAUUACAAAUUGUUGACAUUAAUUUUUGUUAAACACUUGUCUAUAGGAAUGUAAUUGUGUUUUUUUGAUAAACUAAGUAUGUCAAUGUGUUUACUUAAACAAUAUAAAGUCUAAUAAUCAUGCCAAAAUAUUGUUAUGAUGUUUUUUUAACUGUUGCUUGUUAAGUAUUGUUAGCUCGUUAUCUAGUACCAAUUAAUGAUAUACCAGCGAUGAUUGUAACGUGACAUGUAAUGUUUUAUAUAGAGAAGUCGUUUAUAUAUAGAGAAGGCGUUUGCUUAACACCAUGUUUUGUUGCUGUUCAGUGUUGCGUUGUUGUUGUUGUGGAUUAGUGGAACCUGUAGGAAAUAGUGUUUUCAUCAGGUGUAGUGAUGUCUUUCCUCUUCAUCUCUUACAAACAGGACUUACAGUGUCGUUCAUGUGGGAUGGUGUUUUACCAUACUUUAACAACAGGUUAAUUGGAAAACCAGCAAAGAGAUGAUCAUACUCAGUGGUUCAUUCUUAAUAUAUCAAAAAAUGUCAAUAUGUUUCCUUCUUUUGAUUAAGAAAUGCUCGGAGUGUUUUUUAAGGCCAUGGUAAAUGUUGCUUUGAAAUUGAAAUUCUUGAGGAGAAAAAAAUGUUUUUUACAAACAAUAAUUCAUAUUUACAAGUUACACAAAGGUUUUUCAAGAAGUGUUGCUGGAAUCAGAAAUGAACGACCCGUGAGCCUUCUUUGUAUGAGAUGUGAUUGAUCAAAGAAUGUUUGUGUUUUGAAGUUAAGUAUAUUUUUGUUGGUAACUAUCAGAAAUAAAAAGUAUACCUCGGGUUUGUUAUAUAUAUAAAGUAAAGAAUGGAGCUAA
Mya arenaria is the source of this 11782-nucleotide messenger RNA. Its product is annotated as steroid hormone receptor ERR2-like. Gene Ontology annotation, molecular function: sequence-specific DNA binding; DNA-binding transcription factor activity; zinc ion binding. The transcript is spliced from 8 exons. Lineage: Eukaryota; Metazoa; Mollusca; Bivalvia; Myida; Myidae. Bases 541 to 2007 code for a protein of 488 amino acids. Gene Ontology annotation, biological process: regulation of DNA-templated transcription. The record is from RefSeq and is a predicted model, not a curated record.